ACAAGUUUGCCUGCUGUACGCAACACAGCGAAAAAUCUGUAGCCUACUACGUAGAAGAUAUUUCUUUGUGUGAACUCCACACGGAGACCAGCAGCCAAUGCUGAAUAAUACUGUAAUACUCACUAUUGCACCUUGCAUUGUGUGGUCAUCCGAGACUCCUGCAAAUGUGAUUGACUGAUGAGCUAAUUUCAACAAAAACCACACAGAAGUCAGAGCAGCGUUUCCCUCCACACAGAAGACCGAGGCUCCGAUCAAGCAAUCGAUCCCUAAGCAUCUUCUUGGCUGCUCCCUCUGAAAAAAAAACCUUCCUUUGAUCCUCACAGCACAGACAUCAGGCAUAUGCGGGAGAAGGCUGAAUAGGUAUGGCUCCCCUCCAAGUUGUUGUCCUCCUGUCUUUCAUUUGUCUCUGCAAAUCCGACGACCACCUUACUCCCGCAAAGCCGCUCGCCGCCGGCGACAAGCUCGUCUCGGACAAUGGUGUCUUUGCUCUCGGCUUCUUCUCCCCAAAGAACUCAACAAACGACUCGUAUGCCGGCAUAUGGUACAACAACAUCCCUGAGCGCACAUAUGUGUGGGUCGCUAACCGCGACAACCCGAUCACAAAAGCUUCUCCUGGGAAGCUGGUUCUGACCAACAACUCCGACCUCGUCUUGUCUGACUCCCAAGGCCGCGCUCUUUGGACAACCAUGUGCAACUUCACAUCCGGAACCACCGGAACCGCUGCUAUACUGCUUGACUCCGGAAACUUGGUCAUCCGGAUGCCAAACGGCACAGACAUAUGGCAGAGCUUCCAUCACCCAACCGACACCAUCCUCCCCGGCAUGCCUUUACCACUGAGUGCAAAUGAUGAUCUCUACACUCGCCUUGUUGCUUGGAGGGGCCCUGAUGACCCAGCCACCAGCGACUACUCCAUGGGCGGUGACCCUAGUUCGGACCUCCAGGUUGUCAUCUGGAAUGGGACAAGACCGUAUUGGCGCAGAUCUGCGUGGAAUGGUGAAUUGGUCACUGCCUCGUAUCAAGGUAGCACUGGCUUCAUCAUGACCCUAAGAAUUGUCUACAGAGGGGAUAAGUUAUACAUGACAUUCCCCGUCUCCGACGACUCACCAAGCAUGCGAAUGGUGCUGCACUACACGGGCGUGUUUAGGUUUCUGGCAUGGAACAGCAACUCGUCGUCAUGGGAGGUUUUCACAGAGCAGCCAAGUCCUAGCUGUGACCAAUACGCCUAUUGCGGACCAUUUGGCUACUGUGAUGCCACUGAAACAGUUCCGAAAUGCAACUGCCUCAGUGGGUUUGUGCCCGAUGGUGUUAACUUCUCCAGAGGGUGUCGGAUAAAGGAGGAUCUGAAAUGUGGUGGUGGCGAUAAUUUCUUGACCUUCAGAGGUAUGAAGAUACCCGAUAAGUUCGUAUAUGUCAGGAACAGAGGCAUCGACCAAUGCAGAGCAGAGUGCAGCCGUAAUUGCAAUUGCACUGCGUAUGCUUAUGCUAACCUGCAAAAUGGCAGCACGUCUGAUGACGUGUCAAGGUGCUUGAUUUGGUUGGGGGAGCUUGUCGACACAGGAAAGUUUCGUGAUGGCGAGAACCUGUACCUCCGUCUAGCCAGUUCAACAGUUGCCAAAGAGAGUAAUGUAUUGAAGAUUGCACUCCCAGUAAUUGCUACUGGUAUUCUGAUACUCACAUGCGUCAGCCUUGUUUUUUGGAUAUGCAAGUCAAGAGGCAAACGACGGAUCAAGAAAAUUAAGAAUAAAUAUACACGACAACACUCAAAAAAUUCUAAAUCUAACGAACUUGAGAACGAAAGUAUAGAACUUCCAUAUAUUUGCUUUGAAGAUGUUGUUAUUGCAACUGACAAUUUCUCAGACUGCAACAUGCUCGGGAGAGGUGGCUUCGGAAAAGUUUACAAGGGACGGUUAGAAGGUGUCAAUGAAGUUGCUGUCAAAAGGCUUAGUAAGAAUUCUGGGCAAGGAGCCGAUGAGUUCAGAAAUGAAGUAGUUCUGAUUGCCAAAUUGCAGCAUAGAAGCUUAGUUAGGCUUCUUGGUUACUGCACUCACGAAGAUGAGAAGUUGUUGAUAUAUGAAUGCUUACCUAACAAAAGCUUAGAUGCCUUCCUUUUUGAUGCCACAAGAAAUUUUGUGCUUGAUUGGCCGACCCGGUUUAAGGUAAUUAAAGGGAUAGCAAGAGGGCUUCUUUAUCUUCAUCAAGAUUCAGGGCUAACAAUAAUCCAUAGAGAUCUCAAAGCAAGCAAUGUCUUGUUAGAUGCGGAAAUGAACCCUAAAAUAUCAGAUUUUGGUAUGGCAAGGAUCUUUGGAGGAAAUGAGCAACAAGUGAACACUAUCCGUGUUGUCGGGACAUACCGUUACAUGUCUCCUGAAUAUGCAAUGGAAGGUUCCUUUUCUGUCAAGUCUGACACGUAUAGCUUUGGUGUUCUACUGUUGGAGAUUGUAAGCGGGUUAAAGAUCAGCUCAUCCCAUCUCACAAAGGAUUUUCCAAGCCUUGUAGCUUAUGCAUGGAGCUUAUGGAAAGAUGGAAAUGCAAGGGAAUUGGUGGACUCGUCCAUUACGGAGAUCUGUCCACUUCAUGAAGUUCUGCGGUGUAUUCAGUUAAGUCUCUUGUGUGUUCAAGACGAUCCAAGUGCUCGUCCACUCAUGUCAUCCACCGUGUUCAUGUUAGAAAAUGAAACAGCCCCGCUUCCUACUCCGAAGGAGCCUGUAUAUUUUAGGCAACGGAAGUAUGAAGUUGAAGACCAAAGGCAUGACUAUGACCUGGAAAUGUCUCUUAAUGGCAUGACUAUGACAAUGGAAGAGGGGCGUUAAAUGUUUAGUUCCAUUGUUUUCCUUUUUGUAAAAUUCUCUAUUUUCAUAAACGGAUUCCAUAUUUUGUGAACUGCACUAAUGGAAGACCACCUGAUCAUGUGUGGAUCACUACUUACGCAGUUGUUCCCUCUUGAUGAAUUUUUUGCAUCCUAGCUUCCUCGGUUAGUCAAUGGGUCUGGAACUUUGAAUUGCUGUACUGGUA
Messenger RNA from Triticum urartu, 3012 nucleotides. Its product is annotated as G-type lectin S-receptor-like serine/threonine-protein kinase B120. NCBI's taxonomy places the organism in Eukaryota, Viridiplantae, Streptophyta, Magnoliopsida, Poales, Poaceae. Gene Ontology annotation, biological process: protein phosphorylation; recognition of pollen. Gene Ontology annotation, cellular component: plasma membrane. The record is from RefSeq and is a predicted model, not a curated record. Gene Ontology annotation, molecular function: DNA binding; protein serine/threonine kinase activity; ATP binding.